Lytechinus pictus (painted urchin) is the source of this 2051-nucleotide messenger RNA. Its product is annotated as small ribosomal subunit protein uS17m-like. Gene Ontology annotation, biological process: mitochondrial translation. The record is from RefSeq and is a predicted model, not a curated record. Gene Ontology annotation, molecular function: structural constituent of ribosome. Lineage: Eukaryota; Metazoa; Echinodermata; Echinoidea; Temnopleuroida; Toxopneustidae. Bases 374 to 820 code for a protein of 148 amino acids. The transcript has 2 exons. Gene Ontology annotation, cellular component: mitochondrial small ribosomal subunit; ribosome.
AACAUGAUAUCUGGUGUUUGGGACUGAACACACCGUAAUGUGCAGUGAUACUGCUCAAUAACAUUUUGUAGUGAAUUUAUGGAUGACGAAGCUGCACUCGAAGUGACUUUCCAGGCGUCUCUGAGUGAAUCAAUGUUCUUUAGUGAUUUUCGAAGUUGUUUGUGCAUCAAAUCGAGUAUUUUGGACGAGUUCGAACUAGCCAUUGACGUUGUCGGAUUGCGUAACAUAACAUCAACUUGUGCAAGAAAUGUGCGACCGCGCGCCUGACCGACCGACCGUACCCCCGCAUGUAAUAUCGCACGCACCGUACCUAUACCGCAGCCGUCGGCGUCGCAUUCUCUGAUUGAGAAGAAAUUAUUUAUUUUAAAAGAAAAUGUCUGGUGCAGCUCGAAAAAUACUUAUAGGACAGGUUAUAGGAACCAAGAUGACACGGACUGCAAAAGUGCGGGUUAAUAAGUUACAACUGGAUCCAUUUGUUACUCAGUAUUUCCCCAAGCGGUCAACCCUGUUUGCACAUGACCCCGAGGAAGCAGCGAAACUUGGAGACAUUGUCCUUGUGAAGGAACUACCGAUUAAAAAGUCCACCCACGUCAAGUACCAAAUGGAGCGUAUCAUCUACAGCCUGGGAAAUGUGACUGAUCCAAUCACCGGCAAGAAAUGCGACUGCUACUCGUAUUGGGACGAGGGGGAGGGCUCCGAUGGUGCUCUGGUCUCUGAUCAUAGUACAGAUAGUGUGGACAAGGAAGUGGAUGUCACAGGUAACAUUUCAAGGACGAUGGGAGAUGGAAAAGAUCUCAAAGUUGAUGGCACGCCUGUAUGAAUCCUCAGUUUUACAAGAAGCAUUAAAGACGUGUUUAUGCCCUGCCUGUUUGAAGGGGGGUUUGUGUAUCAAUGGGAAUCAGCAUACUGUUGGACGGUCGGUAGCAUACUGUAUACAAAUCAGAUCAACCUACGUUUAUUUCCUCAUUUUUCAACCAAUGCUCUUAAAUGAUAGCACACACACAUUGGUCUUGAAGCUUCGGCCAGAGAACAAAAUUGAUGAGGAGCUGUCCUAUACCUUGGAGGAAGUGGAAAUUCUGUCACUAGCAUCCUAGAAUGUACUAUUUUAUAGAUAAUUCUUAAACCUUUUGAUAAAACAGCCAAAAGUAUCAAAUUUUAAAAUGGCUAGUUUGUCUUUAUCAGUGAAUGUGAAUGUUUUGUGGCAAACUUUGAUCCGUUUGAUCCUUGGCAAUAUGUAAGUGGUGUGUAGAUACAAUUGUCAUUCUAUCAGAGUGUCAAGUAUAGGCCUGUAUUAAAAGAAAAUGAUAAAAAUGAUCAAUCUGGGUAAGAAACCAGAGGGAUUCUGAAUGAUUCAGGAAUUGACUUGGGGGGCGAUUCAUGAAAGGAUUUGAUCGACAAGUCCUGUUUUAUUUGACGGCAUAGUAACUGCUUCUAAGCCAAUCAGAAUAAAGGAAAGUUGUCGGGUCUGACAACCUGUUAGAUAAAAAUGUUGAUGAAAUGCUUCCCUGGUUAAAUGCAUUAUAAUGAUACAAAAUAAUACAAAUCAUUUAUAGGGCACUUACAUGUACUGUCCAAUGGCAUUUCUAAGUUUGCUGUUUUCUGUUUAGUAUUUGAUGAGGCUCUAUGUCUCUGAGUAGACAAUUCUGUUCAAAGUUGCUGUCACACCUUGGCUUUAUUCAUAGUGUGAAAGAAAUAUGCACUCAUUGCACUGUACUAUACAUGUAUUAAAGUCACUGCAAAUCAUGGUUCGAAAUUGAUGUCCAUCUCAGAAGUAUUUGUAUACAGUACUGUACUUGCCUGAACUUGAAAACCAAUCUACAUGUUGCUUGGUAGCAAAACUGGAAAUGAACUUGAGUCGGAAUUGUGAUGGUGAUACAUGUGAUGUGAAAAUGAAUUUUUGUUGGACAUUCUUGACUUGAAUUCUGGCAAAUAAACUUUUGAAUGAUGAAAUCAAAACCUUCAAAUCGUCCUUCAUUUUCAAAACGAGUUUGCCUGAGCGUUCUUCAUUCCUUAAGACAUUCUUCAUGUUAAAUAAAUAAGUGUUAUCCUGA